AUGUUGAAAGGAGUACCGAGAAAGACGAGAGAGAUUGGACUGGUCAUUUCUGAAUGGCUAGCCUUCGUCAGCCAAUCCCACCCAACCCCAGAUUUGGAGGACCUGGAGUUCGAACCCGGGAUAUCUGGUCAUUGGGCGGUAAGUAACCAAACGCUCUGCCACUGAGUUAUUGUCCUGCUGGCUGUGAUCGAGAAUGUGAACAGUUGUGGGUGGACGUUCAGAACGCUUGUCUGUUGGCUCCCAGUCCGGACGCUAGUCCACUUCCAUCCUCCUGACAGGGCGUUGGUGUGACUUAAAAAGUGGGAAAUUAUAGCUUACUUAAACCUUGAAUACGAGGUAAUUUAGACACUUUAAAAUGAAAGUAAGCAUUAAGAAUAAACGGUGUGGUAUGUUCUGCUUUAGAGGCCAAGACAGAGUGCUCUCCACAGAACUACCAGUAUGACUCUGAAGGGUAUAUUAUGGAGUGGCUCUGGUUAGUAGCAAAUCGAUUUAUCCAAUGUCCUUUUGUAUGCUUCGGAGUUGGCAUUCGAAGGAAGAAUGAUCAAGUCACCCUCUAAACCAGUCUCCAUGACUGGUCAUAUGUGUAUCGGCCGUCCACCCUCUCAAGCAGCUGAAAAAGUAAUCUCUACUUCGUUAACCACAAAUUCCACCUGAUAGCAUGGUUUUGAAAUUCCAGUUUCUGUAGAUACCCUCUCACUGGCGACUAAAACUAAGUAACAAGAUUACUUAGAGGAUAUAAAGAAGAUUUGGCGAGUCCGGAGCUUAUGUGAAGGAGCCAAACACCAGUUUUGUGCACAGUCCGGACGCAAAUGAAUACUUGUCUUUGUGUGAACUCUGGUAUUUAGGAGUACUGGUCACGUUGUCAGAACAAUGAUACUCAAGGCUAUAGUCCUUAAGUCGAGUACUUAACACUUGUAGUAUGGGAACACUUAAUUUAAAAACAACAGUAAUGAGUAAUAAGACAGAAGCCAGCCUGGGUAGAUUUAAAUCAAGCUAGCAUAAUAAUUUUUCAAAAUGUUAUAAUAGGUGGAGACUGUUUCGUGCCUAACCGCACAAAACCAAUACGGUGUAAGUCAUCGACUGCAUGCACUUGAGGAGACACGUCCAACAAAGUUCAUUACCAAAGAAGACUACAUGCAGUGCCGAAUAAUAAACUGACCACCGUCAACUUACCUACAGAUGAGACUACAAAAGGAGUGCGAACGUCGCCGGUCCGAAAAAGCCGAUCAUCAGGCAUAAACUUACACCCAGACCAGAGAAAAUCUGGAGGGUCCGUGUAUUAAGAAGAUUGAUGAAUUUGAGAAUAGUUGGGGCACGCUGGGAAAGGCGAGAUACACAACUAUCAUGAAUGGCCUUGUGCAAACGCUCACACAUACCAAUGGUAUCAUGAGGGGUCCGAUGAUCACAUUCCACCUCGCUCGCAGAUCAUAUGCAAACAAGGUGAUGACUGCAACCAAAAUGACUCAGACAGACGUCAAUAAUACCUAUAGCAAAAUCUUCGGGAGAUCAAAAAGCCUGGUUAAACCAAUAUGUCGAAGGCUUUUCAGGGUAAGCUAGGGACAACAAAUUAAGGACCUCUUGGUGGCCACUAGAGGCUCGGAUGUAACACUGUUGAUAUCAAGAAAACCAUAAAUCCUGUGUAUUUUGGCUGAACAGUUUCGAAGCAUCUUUAAUUGCCCACAUUCGGUUAGCAGAGGACGAUCAACAGGUCUUUAAAAGUCAGAAAUACAAGCUGACUCUUGUACUUCGCCAGCCCCGCAGGAAUCGAGCACGGCAGUCCGACAGGUUCCCAUGUAGUGAACGACCGUCAUGGGCUGGCGGGGUUGUGGGUGCGUGUCCACUGCCACUGGGGCGGUUGGUUAACCCAAGUUCCGCGGAGGCAGAGGCGGUUGACGGGGGAGAGGGGAGACUGCUGGUUUUUUGAGUUCAGCUAGCGUGAAGCGAUGCAGAUUUGCUCUGCUAGCUAAAAAAACUCCCGAAACAAGACUUUAGCCUAUGUAUGACUGUGCAAAUGCAUUUUUAAUAAGAUACACGAGCCUCUGUUCACCAGCGACCAUGAGUUAAACAACGAGACAGAAGUAAACAUACAGGGUGACCUGUGGUCAUAGGCUGCACACGCACAAACUGCGGGCCAGCCGUAAAAGCCAGCACCGUGCAUCAGUCGGCACCGACCGUGAAAUACGUUGUAUCCACGGCCACUGACAAUAACCCUCACCCCCUUACCGUAGGUAGUCUCAAACCCGGGAUCCCAGUCUCAAGGAACAUCAAAAUCGCAGCUUGGAUAUCCAAACUCGGUCAGAUCUUCGAGUGACAACGAUUUCUAGCGCAGGACCGUCACAGCAUCCCAAGUAGCAAACUGAACGUGUGUGUGGUCGUAUUGUGGACUACCCUGCUUCAAGGAAUAAAAGUCUCAGUUCGCUACCGAUCUGGGGAGAGAAAACUAGAUCAUUUCAGAUACAUCGGUAGGAACAGUUCUCAGCGCAUAGGUUUUAGAGUCGACCGAGGACAUCAACAGUUUUGCAACGCCAGGACGAGUCAACAGUGAAGGUCACCAUAUUUUGGGAAUGUCAAAUCAGUACCUUCCGGAAUGACUACCAUAUGACGGUGAUGCUGCAGGUAGUCGCAAAUAAGAGGAUCAAAAGCAAGGGUGCUUUAGCACAUUGAUUAUCUCAGCAUAUAUCAGGCAGGUAGGACGAUCUGCAGAGAAACUUGGAACUGCGGUUGCCAGAUUCAUACAUUGCCUGAGGUUAAAGAGAGGCGGGAAAAUGCAGUAGCAGAGCACUGAAAAUAAUGCCACCGAGUGUCAAUCCUUCUCACUGACAACGUCCUUUCAAAGAUUCAUAUUGGUUUUGUGAGGCGUCACCAUAAAAGUGCCAAUAACAGCAACAAGACGACUAAUCUAUGGAAAGUCCUACUUGAACAAUUCCCUGUUCAGUUAAACGUCACCACUGAGACCAAUUCUAUUAGCAGAUGGGGGCAAAGAUCCUGUGUUAGGGUGGAUUCUGACUUUUGUGCUUGAAGAUCAACACACGGAUAGUAUGGUAGAUACGGGGGAGGAGUGCCUGAUCGGUCAGAGUGCUCGAUUUUUACACCUAACCGUCCUGGCUGAAUUUUCCUCCGGAACAGGAUUGGAGACGGGGAAUGGAAUAAAGCUGUUGCUGCGCGGCGUGUUUUCCUUAACAUUCAAAUGAUGAACAUUUGGGCUAGCUCGUCGCCUCAAAUGUCGUGCUUUAGAAAAUUGACUACUGGCGAUAUACCUUGGUCCUUUGGUCUGAAAUCAUAAUUUGGACGGCUUCUUUUUAAAAGGGCUUCUAUACAAAAGCUUGCAGAUGUGAUAUCCCAGUAUGGUAAGUCUGUUUCCUGUCGGCUGGGAAACUGGCACACAUGUGGCAGCUGAGGAAAGGGAGUAAUAACCUUGUCAGUCGUCUUGCCCACAUCCGUCUCCAGUCCUGCCGGUGGAGCGCGGUGGUUGUGGGAGGAAAGGGUUCGAUCGAUGCUGUGACUAACUGGCCAUUACUUGAAUUCCGCGCAAGUCGCCACUGCCUCCCUCUCGCUGUCUUCAGUAGUGGUACUCCCUACCAUGUACGCUGCCCCACAGCCCUCCUCCCCCCCUCCCCCCCAACAGAAAGCGCUGUAGCACUAGUCCUAAUAUUGAGCCAGAAGUUGUGUUAUCUUGCAGUUGUUUCAGUGAAGUCGGACACUUGUCAGCUGAGGAACCAGCAUGUUGGGCACGAGAAAUACGUCACGAACGUUGGGCCAACUGUUGUGCUAACACUCACCUCCAGUAGUCUUGACCCAAUCCACCUACUGGAUUAUUAGGGUCUCGGGAUAGGGGGGGGGGAUCAUUGCCGCACAAACCUUGCUCGAUAUAAGCCGACACAAACGCAAGUCAGUUUCAUUGCUAACACUCCACUCAUCUCCAAAGACAACUGCAAUAUCCAAGUCGUGGACGACCGUUUACAUGUCCUUCCGUAGGCGAUCGGAGCCAAUUUGUCCAGCCUUCUUGUUACAAACACUGAUAAUUAAUAGCGGAAUGCGGCAACUGCCUAGAUAUUUAUCCUGCCCUACUCGGGGGUGCACUAUCUGCUUCCUCGUUCGGGUAGAGAAUAAAAAUCCCUUACCGAGGAUUGCGAAGUAUCCACUUUUGGCUAAGUGGGCUGUUGAGACCGCGCCAUCACGGUAGAACACAAACAAGAUGGCUAGAUCGCAGUUGAUAGCCAGGCCCCGUAUUACAGGUGGCUGGGGGUUUGUUUACUGGUGCUAUUUUGUGGGGUUCCAUAAUCACAUCUGACCCAUUUGGCUUCCGUUUUACAUCUGAGGUUAGGAUUAGGGUACCGGUUGAUGGUUUCCGAUUUUCGGGUUAGGGUUAUGCCUUUAGGCUUAGGUUUUCGAGUUACGGUUAGGGUUUGAGCGUACGAUUAGAUUUCAGUAUUACGGUUAGGUUUUUCAGUUACGGCUACGUCUAAGGGCUACGGUUACGUUUAAGAUUUCGGUUGGGGUUAUGGUUAGGGUUGCCGUUAGGGUUAACGGUUAACUUUAAGGUUGAGGUUAGGGUUAGUGUUAAGGUUAGGAUUGGGGUUAAGGUCGCCGUCCGCUUCCCCAUUCCUGGCUACCAACUGCGAUCUAGCCAACAAAGAUAAACAACUAAUCUUAUUUUGUCACAGUGGCUUCGCUCAUUCUAGUAAUUUGGCACGUCGAGCGACCCAUUAAGGGGCCAUGUAACGUUAGGUAGAGCCAGAAAGUCGGCGAAGCAAGCAUCUCAACUUAGUAAUGCAGUAAAACAAUAUUUGGUGCAAAAUUCCACACUCAUUUAGUUAAUGUUACGGUCAAUAGACUCGAAAGAGAGGCGCCUGCAAUCACCAGUACAUCUCAACAGAUACAGCCUUCCAGGCUAUGGCUGUUAGCGCAUCCCGAUAAUUUCAAAGACGUUGAAUCCGAACUGUCUCGACCUGGAACCUUCUUCUCCCUCCAAUGUCCCUGUGGUCUACUUGAAUCAAAUCAACUUUAAAUGAGAUUGGGCACAGUGAAAAACUCAUUUGUCACCUACGUGCUGCUCUUUCGCUUCACAUGACCAGACUUAGUCAAAAUGCCUGAUUUCCGCAUAAGUGAGAUGUCCACAUUUUCAUGUACGAUGUUUCGCCGCCAUAACGACGCCAGAAAAUCAAAUCACCCGAUUGUCUCAUGAGCAACGUGUGAAGUUUAACUGAUGUAUGUAGACAUAUGGCCGGAUGAACCCGUGCACUUUUGUGCGCGUGAAGAGAAAGGUGGCUCACGGGAGACCUGGGCUGUGUUGCUCUACUGGACCUUUGUGUGUUUGCGACCAUGGUCAAAUAAACCCAUAUGACGGCUGAGUGCCCUGCGACAGAUAUGUUUGACGGCUGUUGGUUGAGGUUCGGGACACUGGCUCUUCACGCAUUCUGUGGUGGACUCGUAGGUGACCGACCAGAUCGACAGGUGAUUCAAAAGUAUGACUGCAAUAGAAACAUGUUGGCAUUCUGAUUUCGCUGCUUGCGGUGGGUGUUGCUUAUGCCGUGGAGGCGUUCCCGUUAUAACGGCACGAAUAUUUAGGACUAGGACAAACCGGAGCUGGAAGCUGGCACUACUAUGAAGAUUGGCUGGAGGGGUGUGUGAUACUUGUGAUGCCAGCGUUUUGUGCUGUGAGAGAUGGGUUACUCAUGUUGACACUACAAUUAACUGACAGGCAGUUGAAUUGAGAAUGGUUCUAUUUUCUUGCCUUGCUUGGGUACACAGCCUCGCAGUGUCCACCGGAAGACUGACAACCCUAUCACCUCACUCAGCAGUUCGGUGAAAAUGGUAAUAGUUGAAUUCGACGAAUGCGCUACAGAUGUGAAAACGCAAAGACUAUAGUUUUUGGUUGGUUGCCGGACAACAGAUCAUAGGUCGUGCACGUCACUGGGGUUCCACCUUGUGCUGGAUUCGGUCCAACAAUCCUCUGGAUAUAAGCCUGUUAAUUGUAGGUAGGGUUAAGACAUUGACAAAAAUAUCGUCUGACGGGGACCAAGGUGUUAUUUCACGGCCGCUUCUGUCCUUGUUAUUUAUUGUGCCUGGGACACAUCAAACUGAAUAACGCAUAAUGCGCUUCUCCGGUGAACGCCUCUCCUUCCUUUGGCAUGCCAAAUGGAAAUUACAUUUCUGCUCCAACCAUCGCCUAAAAUUCCAUUUCUUGUUGUUGUUUAAAAUUGACUAGCAUGCAAAGUUGAGCUCAAGGUUAAUCGAAAUUGGUCCAUUCUCUGCCGGAAUGAAAUCUGAAGGGUGCUAUACGCAGCUAGCGAGUCAAAAUCACAGGAAGCACGACAGGAUAGUAGCCCUGGAUAACCCAAUCCGUGGGCAGGGGCAUGCAACAGCGGGACCUAGGCGUGCUCCUGAGGCUGGAUAUGGUAAAAAAGCAUCUGCGCCCACCAUCGCAUUCCUCAGCAUAUUUGAAGUCAUUGGACCUCCGAGUCCGUAAUCUAAACAUAAAGGAACCUCCAGCGUGGGCACUAGCAAACAAGACGCAGUGGAUGUGUUUUAGGUAUUUGCGCAAUCGGACCGUGACUCGUCAGGAGCGCACAUGUCGAGGAAUUGUAACGUAUAUCGCUCGAUCGGAGAAAUUCCUUGCGGUAAAACCCAAAAAUACCCCUUCUAAACAAUAAUCACACAGUCGCCCCUCAGUCCACUUUUUGUUCCAAACAAGCCCAGGCAUGCUCCUUUCAAUUUCUUUACACACGGAUGAGGUAAACUUGUCCGAAUAUUAUUUCCUAGUAUCAAAUUUGAUUCACCAGGUUUUGGUUUCCUCCUAAAUCACCCUUUCUACAACCUUCGGAUAUGAUUUUUAGCCAGUUCUACCAGGUUCACGGCAUGCGUACUGGUUGAAACUAGGGAAAUGCUAGCAACAACACGGCUAUGUUUCGCUGAAUAGCAUGCAUCGCAGUCGGUUUGUUUAGCAUGCAUCUGAGAGGGUAAUUUUUAGUAAGAAUGAUGAUGGGCUGUCUCCCGAUUGUCUGAAGAUAUUGGUUAGGUCGACCCUGAUGAAUUCUGAAAUAACGUGGGCUCCAGUUGGGUUUUACUUACUGGGAGAUUAGAGCUCGAGAAGGCUGGCAGUGUGACCGAAUCAAACUAUCGACUUCCUUCGUUUCGCACUCAAGUGCGCUUCUGGCAACGGUUGGGUUGAACUACUCUACAAAUUCGUAAGGCAGACGCGCUUUCAUCUGCACGGAAGCUACCAGCAUUGCAGCAAAGGUAUUGUGCCGUUCGACAGUUAACUUGCACAAGUAUGAAGUUUGAGGAUGCAGUGAGCAAAACAUCUGGGUUGAUCGUUCGACCGUCGUUGCCGACGAUGUCCACUGUGUAAUCCACAGCAUGGCGAAGCAGGUACGGUGAAUUGCGCGUGAAUUAGUUUAUAGUGGAUGUAGACUUUCACGGCAUCUCCAGCAUCCUCUCCUUUCCUCUCCUGCACUUGAAUGGGAUGCGAAUACUGCACCAACACCCCGGAGUUUCAGCGGUGAUUUGGGAAAAUCAGAUUUGACCAGUAAGUAUAUACGCAGCGUCGACCACACUCUCUGUUCCCAAAACCACUAUACUUUAGUGGAAAAACUACGUCAGGAAGACCUAAGGUAGGACUAUGUUCAGUGGCUGAGUGAACAAAAGCCCUCGUCUACAUGCACUAGAACCCGGUUGGGCUCCCUCUCAUAACCGUACUUCAGUUCCCACAUAAUUUUCCACCUUUGAGAAGACUUGUCGACUACCCUCAUCGGGGUUGACCUGCCAGUGGGGUUUGUCGUUGGGGUGUGGCCGCAGUGUCUAUAUAAUGCGUCGCUGUGCGACUGCUGUUUGGGCCCAAGAGAGGGCCCGUAAGGCAAAACGGAACGAGUGAGUUCCGUAGAAACUAUCUGUGAGCGCCCCUCAACUAACAGUGACGUGACUCCACAGGUGGGAACUGGGCACUAGGCAAGGCUGGGAAGCGCCACCUCGUGAAAUUAAGUAUUUGACGUGAAUACCGGUCCAUCAAGGCGGUGAUCAUACCACAAGGCAAGUGCAAGAAGCCUGGAUGUCCACCGACUGCUCUGUCAACCGCCACAUCAGUUUGCCUCCCGCCUAUCUGACUUUACGAACCUUGUUAACGGGAGACAGUCACGGGGCGUGACAAUCGGGGCCGCCAGCCAUCUCCGCGGCCAACGGGGGCGAUGCGGAUCACGGUGACAUGCGGGUUUGAUGCAGCCACACAGGCGGCAUUGGCAGGUCACGCACUGAACAAAGUGCGCCAUAUAAGGGGAGCUGUGCGCAGGACUUCCCAGUCUCUGAAGAUGGGUAGACGAACCAACUACCCGAAACGUCGGACCUCCAAUAAACUCCUCCCGGCGAACGCCUCUUCUGCUUUUGAUAUGCCACCUGGGAAUCACUGCUAUUAACUACAACUACCUUCUGCUUCUUGACGUCUCGUCGAUGUCCCAUCACCAGCGGAGAGUCAGUUACCCAGACCAGGAUGUACACAUUCGUUGAUAGCGUUUCAGGAAGAGUUGACGCUGCAAUCUUUGCAAAUGGAAGAUCAAAGACGUGCCAUUUUCUCUACGACUAGAUAGGCGAAUAUCCCAUGUAAGUGUCUCGCAAUAAUCUGGAGCGCGGUCGAUUCUGUAAUGUCUUUUAAUUCCAGUUCAGAGACCUUGGAGGUUGCAUAGGGGCGAGCUGUCAAUAAUCAAGAAAUUUUACCGAGCAGAACAACCCCUAAGCCGGAAGUGGCAGUUUCGAUCUCUCUGAUGCUGAGUUGAUUGUCAGGUCACCUACGAUCGACCUCCAGUACAGUCGACCUAGAUGUGGAUAUCCGUCCGACAUACCAGGUCUUACCUUAUUGCUAAACGAAGACCGGGAUGUGAUGACGACGAUGAGAUCAGGGAGGUCUGUCAGUCUCGGUGUUACAACCAGCAGACCUCCAUCUCAAGGAAAUGGCGACGAGGGAUUGGAAUUCACCUCGUAGGAGUGGCAGAUCGCUCCACGUGCUCGUUGCACGGGGUGAUUGCUCCAUUUGCGUCACAACGUCGGCAAACUCUUAUCUGGGGCCCCACAAAACUGUGUUAUGCGCAACAGCCACUCUUCGCUAACCGCUUCAUCUGAUGACCGCUGUCUUUGGUCUCAUAUUCAGUCCGCUUGACGUAGUCUCCCCAAGUGAUCAUGAUUAAACUCGGAAGGAAAAGUGAGAUCAACGCAACGAAAAUCCCUGUCACUGCAAUUCCCCAUGCAAGUCAUAUUCGUCACUUAGUUACCUUCGGCACCUUCCCACCAACAUCUCCAUCCAUCAUGACAAGUUUCCACGGAGAGGACAACAUGCAACCCCGUAGACGACCCUGCAUAAAUCCGACGGUUUUCUGAUCAUAUCAGUCAUGAAACAUUGUGGAAGCCAACAGCCGCCUAGGAAGUCUUAGCAGCCCUAUUUAGGUACACACAGCUUACUCCCUCAUUAGGAAAGGGGCUAGAAAAGGAUUCCUGAAGAAACACAUAUUCAAACAUUCUCAAUACUGAACUUAACCAUAUUCUAAUUAAAUACCCUGGAAUUGUUCGUCUUAGGCACACUAUUCCAAUUUUGGACUCAGAUUUCUUCAUUUUACUGGGUCUUCUAAAUGCAUACGUCGAUUCUGAGCAGACUUUGUCAGUUGAACCUGAACGUGGAACUAGGCUUCCGUCAAGAACAUUAGUAACUCUCGGAAUUCUGUCUCCUCCAUUGUUCCUAGUCCUUUUAAACCAUGGAAUGUCCAUUCAUGUUCUAACCAUCUUGUGACACUUUUGCUCAUAAUUUUUGGUCUCCUUUGCUCACAGAAAACUGCGUCAAUCAGAACGCGUAGAAUUUCUUUUACAUAUGUCAAGUGCUUAUGGCGUCAAAAAUAAUUCCUCCGCAAACUAGGCAUGUAGGACAACCUAGUGGAGGUUAGUAGGUUGGGGAAAAGUAAAAUUGUCGGGCUAACCACUAUGUUUACUGGUCAGUCUUUUUUCCUCGUCUACCAAGAUUUGGAAGAAUCUUAAAAGCAUCAUCGACCAGCAAACCAGGCUGGUUGAUAUUGGCUUCGGCAUAGGCUCAUUAAACGUAAGACUAAAACUGAGUCAAAUUUUCCUGCGAGCGAUUUCUUAUCCUCACAAAGUGCCUACUGCCUAUUAUUAGCGACUGUGCUUGAUUUAUUAUGAGUGUCGGAUGUCUUCUGUCUAUUUUCGGUAGGCAUGGUUGCGAAGGGUCUUCAAGUGGUCCGUAGUCAGCAGCCGUUGCAUGCGAUGAUAUCUCUCCGCUUCUAUAUAAGCCCUCCUCUGUUGAGCUCGUACUCAUUUUAACUCAUCCUACUAGCAUAUGCUUCAGGUAAUCUACGAUAUCUGGUAGUUCACAUAUUGUCAGAAUCAUUCUUAUCCCUAACAUUUUUACUAAUUAUGAUUCUAAAUACCCCCGCCCCAGUUGCCUGUUCAUAAGACUUUCCGUAGCUUAUUGAAGGAGUGUAUUUCUUGGGAACUACUCUGCUUUCCGUGUUGUUAUCUGUGACCUUCAUUCCAGAAUAGCAUUCAAGUAAAGCUCCCCGGAUGGAUGAAAUUAUGACUUACAGCUUAUUUCUUCCCUUGGACUCAAUUUGUCCUUUCUGACUAGCGUAAAUCCACCCUUACCCCGAGUAAUUGUAGAAUACUCCAAGUUGACAUUCUAUAACAUUAGCUUCCUUCGUUUCACACUGAUGCCCUAAGGUUAACCAAUAAUUGUCUCCAUGUAUAACAUUCUCAAUACCUCAGUGGUUGUCAUCCUGCCAAGAAUAGUGUCGGUCCCCGACCUUUUAGAGAGGGUUUCAAUUACGUCACAGCAUAGUCUUCAACAUGUAUUUGUCUGUUAAUGGCAGGAAAUCCAUUCAGCUGGUUUGUAGACUCUGGCUAUUCAGUAAUCCUGUGUACUUUGUCAUUCUACACAGUGUAGUGUCUUAAAUCCAUUUUUAACGCGAUUCGCACAACUGGGUAAUAUAUUAUAAUCUUAAGUUCGUGGUAAAGCCCUCCAUCCGUGGUCUGACGAUUUAUUACUGCCCGUUUUCACCUCCUUUUCUACUACCAUUACCCUGUCACGUUUCUAGUCCUCAUCAUAGAGAGAGAAGAAGGAGAAAAAGAAGAAGAAGAAGAAGAAGAAGAAGAAGAAGAAGAAGAAGAAGAAGAAGAAGAAGAAGAAGAAGAAGGAUAUUCCCACUCCGAAGCAUGUCUGUCGCAUAUCCUCUUCUGCUACAGAGGCCUCUAGUUACUUUGUAGUGCAUACCGUAGCAUAA
Molecule: messenger RNA, 11267 nt
Organism: Spirometra erinaceieuropaei
Lineage: Eukaryota; Metazoa; Platyhelminthes; Cestoda; Diphyllobothriidea; Diphyllobothriidae
Source: the annotation of a GenBank genome assembly